AUGUGCCUUGUGUACGAAGCGAUGAGAGAGCCCCUUUGGAUUUUCCAGAGGCGUUUCAUUGAUCGCAAGCUUCCUUUGCCCAUUGCGAAGGCCUACAUCUACUUCCUCCUUGUUGGCCUUGAUUACCUCCACUCAGAGUGCAAAGUUGUCCACGGUGAUCUCAUCUACCUCUCAGAUCUUAAGCUAGGGAAUAUCCUCAUGAGCUUCGAAAACGAAAACAUUCUCACCGACUUUAUCAAACGACAAGAGCCGAUGCAAUGUAAGAUUGUUGGCGAAAGUGGUCGAACUAUCUACCGCUGCCAUAAUGACUUCGGUGUACUUGAUGGAAGAGAAAUUAAGAAACUGAUUCCGAAAAUAGCCGACUUCGGACUCGCAAUAAGACUGGAUAAGCCGUCUACCCAAAACGGAAUGGUAGGAGAGCAACUGGGUACUUAUCCUAUCCAACCAGACUAUUACUGUGCUCCAGAGGUAAUCCUUGGCUGUGGUUGGGAUUUUAAGGCAGAUAUCUGGAACUUUGGCGUGUUGGUGUGGAAUAUCCUUGGGAGCAAGGAGUUGUUCCAGCAGGUACUUGAUACAAAUGGCCAAUACGAUGCAAAAUCACACCUCGCGGAAAUGAUUGCCCUGUUGGGGCCCCCACCGGAAGCACUACUCGCGAGAUCAAAGGCCAUGUCAGAGCUCAGCUGGCCCCAGCCUGUCACGAACGACACUGGUGAACUCUGUAAUAAUGCUCAGGAAUUCUUCAACGGCCCUUUCUUUGACGCAGAAGAUCAAUUCCGCUAUACUACAUUGAUCCCGUCCAGAAGUUUAGAGCACACAACCCCGUUCCUCGAAGAGAAGGAUCGGGCGGCAUUUCUGUCUUUUGUUCAUAAUAUGCUGACUUGGCUCCCGGAGGAGAGGAAGACAGCUCGGGAACUGAUGGAUCAUCCGUUUCUCAGACUGAGGGGUUGA
Molecule: messenger RNA, 948 nt
Organism: Penicillium verhagenii
Lineage: Eukaryota; Fungi; Ascomycota; Eurotiomycetes; Eurotiales; Aspergillaceae
Product: putative serine/threonine-protein kinase
Exons: 4
Coding region: 1-948 (315 amino acids)
Biological process (GO): protein phosphorylation
Molecular function (GO): ATP binding; protein kinase activity
Source: RefSeq, a predicted model, not a curated record